Parastagonospora nodorum SN15 is the source of this 879-nucleotide messenger RNA. RefSeq lists its product as hypothetical. Lineage: Eukaryota; Fungi; Ascomycota; Dothideomycetes; Pleosporales; Phaeosphaeriaceae. The coding region runs from base 1 to 879 and encodes 292 amino acids. The record is from RefSeq and is a predicted model, not a curated record. The transcript is spliced from 2 exons.
AUGAUGAAACUCAAACUCCUAGUAAUUCCUGCCUCAUGGAUUGCAGAAGACAAUGCCGCAGUCCAAGCCAGUCAGGAGACUGCAAACCCACUAUCGCGCUCUCAGCGCUUCAACACUAAGAAGCACACACAAGCUGAAAUUGAAGAGGCGAUUCCAGACUCAAACGUCCAACAUGCCAAUCCACCAUGGAUGCCAUACAGUUACACCUUGUGGCAUUCGCUGAUCGCAAAGAGCCAAGGACUGGCAACCUCGCAUGUCCUUAAGAUGCCUUCAGUUCUUUGCGACGACCUGAUGCUUCUCCACUGCUCUUGGUUGCGUUCGGGUCGCUUCCCCUCUUACCUACUGAAUCCGCUUGUCGAGGACCUGAAGUCUUCCAGGACUGGACGAAAGCUCAUGUCCCUUCUCGACGGCAAGCAACGCUGGUUUAUCCGCUUGGACCAAAUGUCCCCCAAGGACUCGCCCCUCGGUGGCGACCGACCAUCAACAACGAUCCAAGAGGUGAUCACAAAGAUCGCUUCCAGUAUGCGCGCAUAUGGCAACUUGCAGUGGGCGACCCAAGCAGAGGAACGACCCUGGGGCGAGAAUCGCGCCAAUGUGCAACUCAUUCUGAAUCCCUGGAACGACAAGAUGGAUCCGGCAAGGGAAUUUCGCGUCUUUGUGCCCCCCCCCCCCUUCGGCGCGCAAAGAAAACGAUGGCGACUUCCGUAUCACUUCGAUGUUGUGCUGCAAGACGACGGAAGUGUGCAGUUGGUGGAGCUCAAUCCGUUUGGGGCGAUGAGCGGGUGCGGCGCAUGUCUCUUCAACUGGAUCAUCGAUGCGAGAAUGCUGUAUGGUCUGGAGGAUGCCGGGUUCGCAAUAGUGCUGGACGAACCGAUGUAA